AUCACGCUCUUAAAAAGUGACAAGUUUAUUUUGAUUCGUUUAGAGAAACGAGCCCCUCAAUAUCAUUGGUUUAUUCAAUGAAACACGGUUGCAUGAUCACCAACACACAAUCAUCAACAUCAUCAACAACAACACAUUAUUAUUUUGUACGACCUGAGAAAGCUUCAUUAUUCCACCAGACAUUUAACAAGAUACAUCAUUUAAUAACAAUCUAUAAAAUAUAUUUUUAUUUUUUAUCUAUUUAUUUUAAUUCAAUAAAUUUAUUACAAGUUUAAUUAUCGUUUUUUUUUUUUGUGUUUUUGUUGUUAUAAUUAACAAGUGUUUUUAUAAUAAUAAUAAUUUAUUUUUUUGUAUUUUAUUUAAAUACUUUGUUUUUGUGAUUUUUAAUUGUUGUGGAAAUAUAUUUAUGAUGGAGACAGUACCACUUUCACCACCAGCAUCACCACAACUCAAACAAAUAAAUAAUAAUGAACCACUUCAAUCGUCAUUCAGUGUUGCAUCAUUACUAGGUGAUAGAUUACAAUAUCCUGAUAAAUUAAUUGAUAAAAAAAAUUUACCACCAACACCACAAUCAUCUGAUGGUGAAGAUGAUGAACAACCAUCACGUAAACGUCACUGUGUUGAAUCAAAUUGUGAAUUAGCAAAGCUAUUAUUAGAUGGUACACCACCAUCAAGCCCAGAGCCAAUUCGUGCAUCAGUUAUAAUGCGAGCAAAUCGUGAUGGUACAUGUACACCAACAACAGAUUUAUCAAUACUUAAUAAGACAAAAUUGAAAUAUAAAAGGAUAAACAAUUCACAGCUAUUAAAAAAGCCACUAAUUGAAAGUGAAAAUAUACUUAAAAGUCUUAAAUAUAAAAUGAGCUAUUCAAAAGAAGAAAUAAUAAUAAAUAGUAAAAAUACUGAUCGUGAAUAUUAUAAAUAUGAUUAUAAUAAAUUACAAAUAUUAGCACCAAAACCAUCAACGUCAAUAACAAUGUUACCAAUAAGAAAUAUUAUUGGUGGAUCAAUUGUUUUACCAACAACACCAUUAUUAUUUUUAACAACAACAACAUCAACAAAUUGUAUGACAACAACAACAACAACAACUACAUCAUCAUUAGCACCAACAACAUCAACAACAACAAGUAUUGUUUGUAAUAAUAAUUUGAUAAAUCAUCAGACAAAUGAUAAUAGUGUUAGAAGACGUGUUUAUGAAUGUGAAUAUUCUGGUUGUGGUAAAAAUUAUUUUAAAUCAUCACAUUUGAAAGCACAUACACGUACACAUACUGGUGAAAGACCAUUUCCUUGUCCUUAUAAUAAUUGUGGUAGAAAAUUUUCAAGAAGUGAUGAGUUAUCAAGACACAAACGUACACAUACUGGUGAAAAAAAAUUUGUAUGUAAUGUUUGUCAACGUAGAUUUAUGAGAAGUGAUCAUUUAGCUAAACAUGUUAAAAGACAUACUAAGGAUAGAACAAUUAAUUCAUCAACAUUAUCAGAAUUAUCAUCAUCAUCUUCAUCAUCUUCUUCUUCAUCAUCAUCAUCAUGUGAAUCAUCUGGACUUGAAGGAUUUAAUAUUAUGACUAAUUCGUCAUUGAGGCUGAAUAUUCUUCCAGUUAUUGCACCAAAAAUUCAUCAACAUAUUUUACCACCUCAACUUGCUGCUUAAUUUAUUAUUAAUUUAUUUAUAAUUUAUAUUACAUAUUCAUUGAAAAUUUUAUAUUAAGUUUACUAUAAUUUAUUCAAGUACAAAAAAUUUUUUCUUUUUUUGUUUAAAAAUUCAUUUUUCUUUUUUUGUACUUAAUUUAGUUAUUUUUUUUCCAUUGAAUUAUAAUACUGUGAUUUUUUUUUUUUUAAAAAUUUAAUUAUUGAUCAAUUAUUUGUAUAAUAUUAUUAAUUAUUUAAAUUUUAAUUCACUAUUUUAAUUGUAAAUAAUAUUUUUCUUUUUUUUUUGAAAAUAAUUAUAUAAGUUAUGGUAUUUUCACAAUAUUGAUAAAUUUUUUUUUUUAUAUUGUAAAUUGUAUAUUGAUUAUACAAAUAAGAUAAUAAAAAUAGCAUAAAUAUGUAUAAAUUGUAUAAAAAAAAAAAAAUAAUUAAUAACAAAACAAACAAUAAAAAAAUAAAUCAAAAUAAAAAAAAAAUUCCGUUUUUUUUUUAUUUUCAAUUGAAUCCUCAUAAUUCAAAUAAUUUUAAAAAUAAAAAAAAAAAAAAAUUAACAUGUUUAAUUAGAGAAAACAAUAAAUAUUAUAAAAAAAAAAAAAAAUCAUUAAAUGAUUUAAUAAUUAGUUGAGAAAUAAAUGAUUAAUGAAAGAAAAAAAAAAAAAAAAU
Messenger RNA from Aphidius gifuensis, 2304 nucleotides. RefSeq names its product zinc finger protein 705F-like. The record is from RefSeq and is a predicted model, not a curated record. Gene Ontology annotation, molecular function: RNA polymerase II cis-regulatory region sequence-specific DNA binding; DNA-binding transcription factor activity, RNA polymerase II-specific. The transcript has 3 exons. Gene Ontology annotation, biological process: regulation of transcription by RNA polymerase II. The coding region runs from base 407 to 1645 and encodes 412 amino acids. NCBI's taxonomy places the organism in Eukaryota, Metazoa, Arthropoda, Insecta, Hymenoptera, Braconidae.